Messenger RNA from Haemorhous mexicanus (house finch), 1656 nucleotides. It is a transcript of the gene IL10RB, whose product is annotated as interleukin 10 receptor subunit beta. The coding region runs from base 362 to 1432 and encodes 356 amino acids. Gene Ontology annotation, molecular function: interleukin-10 receptor activity; protein binding. The transcript has 8 exons. NCBI's taxonomy places the organism in Eukaryota, Metazoa, Chordata, Aves, Passeriformes, Fringillidae. The record is from RefSeq and is a predicted model, not a curated record.
CCCGCCCUGUGGGGAAGCGGCAGGGCUCGGGGUGCCGGGGCUCCUGGUGCCCGCCCCGCCCUGUGGGGAAGCGGAAGGGUUCGGGGUGCCGGGGCUCCGGGUGCCCGCCCCGCCCUGUGGGGAAGCGGCAGAGUUCGGGGUGCCGGGGCUCCGGGUGCCCGCCCUGUGGGGAAGCGGCAGGGUUCGGGGUGCCGGGGCUCCGGGUGCCCGCCCCGCUCUGUGGGGAAGCGGCAGGGUUCGGGGUGCCGGGGCUCCGGGUGCCCGCCCCGCCCUGUGGGGAAGCGGAAGGGUUCGGGGUGCCGGGGCGGCCCCGCUCCCGCUGCCAUGGCGCGGCCGCCCCGCCGAGGCUGAGGGAGCCGCCAUGGCCGCCGCGCUGCGGGCCGCGCUCUGCAGCGGGCUGCUGCUCCUCGUUUCUGGAAUGGUCCCAGAGCCCCGGAAUGUGAGAAUUUCUUCAGUCAAUCUUCACAGCACCUUGCAGUGGGAUGCACCAAGGUUCCCCAGAGGAAACCUCACCUACACUGUCCAGUCCAAGAGCAUCUACUACCCUGGGGACACCUAUGAGACCCUGGGGACAGACCUGAGGCUGCCCCAGUGUGACGUGUCCUCGCUGUCACCCUACGGCAACUACGUGCUGCGGCUGCGGGCCGAGGCGGGGCAGCUGCACUCCCCCUGGGUCAGCCUCACCUUCAAGCCCAUGGAUGACACCACCAUCGGUGCCCCCGAGGUGCGGCUGCGCUCGGAGGCGGGGGCGCUGCACGUGGAUCUCUCGGGGCCCUUUGCGGAGCACGGCCAGGACCGCUGGUCCCUGGGGCUCUACUACGGCUCCUGGAGCUACAGGAUCCUCUACUGGAAGAGGGGCAGCCCAGACACAGACCCGGCCUCUGCUUCCUGGGCAGCCCAGGUGGACACCAGGCACAGCUCUGAGAUCCUGGCCCAGCUGGAGCCAUGGACAGUUUACUGUGUCCGAGUGCAGGCGCUGAUUCCCGAGUGGAACAAGACAGGGCAGCUGAGCAGGGAGCUCUGUGAGCAGACAACCCACAAUGGUGUGACCCCUGUGUGGAUAAUUGUGACUGUUCUGGUGGGCUCCAUGCUGGUCGUGGGCACAGCUGUCACCGUUUGUUUCUUCUCCAGUUUUUAUCUGUACAGACUCAUCAAACAUGUUUUCUGCCCUUCCUACAUUUUCCCAGAACACUUGAAAGAGUUCAGAACUGUUUCCUCUGAGGGCACUGGGGUGAGCAGAGGCAUGGAGCAGCUCUGUGAGUUUCUGAGCAAACCCCCUGGUGCUCCACAGCCUUUCCCUCCACGAGAAGAGCUCCUGGUUUGUGACCAGCUGACAGUGAUUUCAGAGCAACCCCAAACCCUCCCUGCAGGGACUGGGGAUGGGGCCAGCAGGACAGCAGAGCUCCCUCGGGACUCUGCACAAGGAGACUGACUCAGGAGUGGGAGCAGCCUCAGGAAAAGCCCAGAUAUCCUCCUCGUUCUUCCUUGGAAAAGGAGAAGCAGUUGGACUUUUGGGUUUGUCUCAUUGCUGUUUUCCAGCAGGAAGAACCCACAGACAAACACGGGGUCAGAGACUUCUGACAGAAUCAUUUUAUUUUUUGAAGUACAAGAAACUUGGCUCUAAAUGAUGAAUUAAAUGAUCCAUAACUUUUGCCA